Molecule: messenger RNA, 687 nt
Organism: Necator americanus (New World hookworm)
Lineage: Eukaryota; Metazoa; Nematoda; Chromadorea; Rhabditida; Ancylostomatidae
Exons: 6
Coding region: 1-687 (228 amino acids)
Biological process (GO): proteolysis
Molecular function (GO): serine-type endopeptidase activity
Source: RefSeq, a predicted model, not a curated record
AUGUCCAUCAAAGUAUUCCAUCUUCUCGGCAUAUUCCUCACAAUCAAUUGUAAAAAGAUAACUCCACGAGAGAAUUUCCUUUUGAAUCAAUGUUGUGGAGGACGCAGACCAACAUGUCCGUUCAAAGUUUUAAAUGGGAAGAGCGUAAAAGAAAACGAAUUUCCGUUUAUUGCAACUCUUAGAUAUAGUAAAGGUGAAAUGGAGGAAAUGUGCGGUGGCUCACUGAUCUCUCCGUUACACGUGCUUACAGCCGCUCAUUGCAUACUAAGAAUAAAUGACUCGAUUACGGAAUCGUGCAAAAAGGACCGUAACGGAGGAAUUUUCAAAUUUGGCUUCAACGACAAACCGAAGGACUGGUCAGUGUACAUUGGAAGCGGUUGUAGUGUGCCGGAAGAAUGCGAAAAACGCCGCCAGGUGCGAGAGAUUCUUCUCCGAGGAGACUAUAAUCCUUGCGGUAGCAGUAAUAACGAUAUUGCAAUUAUUGAAUUAAAAAGCCGAAUCCCAGGAUGGCGAUGGAAGUCAAUUUGCCUUCCGAGCAAAGAUCAACGUCUUCGAAAAGUUCUUCAUUCAGCAGGCACCGGUUCAGAUCAUGAACUGCAAGUCUGUAUACCGUGUCAGACUUUUCUUGCAUGGAGAAGCCGAAAAUUCUGUGGAGAGCCUGAGGUGGACAAACAUACCGAGUAUUGA